Messenger RNA from Calidris pugnax (ruff), 1338 nucleotides. RefSeq names its product apoptosis, caspase activation inhibitor (gene AVEN). The transcript is spliced from 6 exons. The annotation marks the transcript as partial. Gene Ontology annotation, biological process: negative regulation of G2/M transition of mitotic cell cycle. The record is from RefSeq and is a predicted model, not a curated record. Lineage: Eukaryota; Metazoa; Chordata; Aves; Charadriiformes; Scolopacidae.
CCCGGCGGCGCGGAGAGGGCGGCCGAGGCGGCGACCGAAGGCAGCUGCGGGGACGGCCACGGCCGCGGAGGAGGCGGGGGCCGGGGAAGAGGCGGCGCUCAUGGGCACCGAGGAGGCGGGGGCCGGGGCAAGCGUGAACCUCGAGGUCGCGGGGCGGCGCCGCCGCCCGCCGCCCACCAGCACCGACGGGUAGGGAAGGAUGAUGAGAUUGAAUCACGAGAGGAAGAAAAGGAAGAACUGAAAAGCUAUUCAAGAAGAAAGAUUUUUUCCAACUGGAGCCGUUACGAGGAUACAGAAAAAGAGGGACAGAGUGAACAUGGGGAAUCACAGAGAGGAACAGACUUCAGUGUUUUGCUUAGCUCAGCAGGAGAUUCCUUCACACAGUUCCGAUUUGCUGAUGAGAAGGAGUGGGAUAGAGAAAGCAUCUGCCAGAAACAGUUAUCUGCACUUUCAGUUGACUGCCAGUCUUUGGUCCAGGCCCUUCAGGAAUUGCCUCUACAUCUGAGGUUGAAUGUAGCUGCUGAACUUGUCCAGGCAUCAACACCUGUAGAGCUCCCACAGAUGAAACCUAAAAUGAUUGACGAUGGCAAGAGGAGAGAGCUGCUCUUCAGAGGGUCGCCGGCUCAAAGUGAGACGCUGUUGGGCUCCCGUCCCGUUGGUGAUUCUGUGGCUCCGUCACAGCCUGGAAGUAAAAAUGUUCCAGCGGAACCAUUUCAGAGAGCGCAGCCACUGUCAAAGCAAGAGACUGACCAUUUGGAUGAAGAACUGGAUCUUCUCCUAAAUCUAGAUGCUCCCGUUCAUACAGAAAACAGACCUGUGUCAGGUGCAUCAUCCUACAGCGUAUCAACUGAGAAAGAGUUGAAAACGGAUUGUAAAGAAAAUGACCCUUUAAAAGUAGCUGUGCCUGAAGUGACGAGUCCAGCACCGCAGCAACAGCAACGUGCAUCUAAAGAUGUUACCGAGGAAGAGCUUGAAGACUGGCUGGACAGUAUGAUUUCCUGAAGCUCAAAUUUUCUUCUGUGAAUAACCGAAUACAGCAAACAUUAAGUAGAAAGUUGAAUCUUCCCUUCUCUCUUUAUUUCCUUUAUCUGUUCCACUUUGUUCAGUAUGCCAAAUGCCCCGUUUUCUUUGCUGGCACCUAAAAUUCUGUGCAACCAAAAUUCAUUUAGCUGUGACUGAAAAUUGUAAGACUAGUGUUCUUGGAAAGGUCUAAAAUUUGUGAUGAAAUUUGGAUUCUCUUUGCUCAAGAUGCAGGCUACAGCACACCAAGCAAACAGUUAUUUCAGCUUGUACUCCCUCGCUGUAGUCCUUAAAAUAAAGCUAUGAAAGAACAAUGAA